AUGGAGGAGGAACUUAACGAGCAUGAUUUGGAGGAAAGGCUGUAUGCUAUGCUACAUCAUGUGGACGAGUCGGAGGGAAAUUCUACAUCAAACCAAAAUCACCACGAUGCAUCGCAAAUUGUAGAGAACGCCCCUAAGAGCACGGUGCGACGCUACUGGCGAACCAGCGAACCGACCACUCUAUAUCAGAAGGUGAACACACCAAAAGAACCUUUGAACGCAUCGCUGAAGGUGAACACACCCAAAGAACCUUUGAACGCAUCGCUUAACAACAAUAAAUCGGAUCUGAAUCAAACAAACCAAACACCUAAACCCAAAGAAGAGAAAUGUGAGUCGCCAAAAUCUUCACCCCUAGUUGAUCUAUCAAUAUUCCAGUCACCAGUAUCACAGAACAUUAAGCGAACCAUCGAAAUAAUAGAAGAUGACUAUGAAGACCAAGUUUUGCUUGAGUCUAGUGAUGAGGAUGAAGUUAUUGAAGUAGCGCUACCACCUAAACCGACUAUUACUAUAGAAAGCUCAGACGAAGAUGAACUCACCAUUAUCGAUCCAAAUUCUCCAACAAAACACCACUCUAACCCUGACAGCAAAGCGGUAUGCAGUGGUGAGCGAGAUGUUUCAGCAAGUCCAGCUCCAUCAGCUGUCUCGUCAGUUUCCGAUGAAUUUAUUCGUGGUGAUUGCAUAGCAUUAAACAUAUCCUCCCGACAUCAGGACAAUCCCAGCUUUGAUUUUAGUCUUCACGGAUCUGACCUACUGGUUCAAAGUACUCCAUCAAAAAAAAAGAAAAAGAAGAAAACUAAAGAAGCUGUGACUUCUACACCCGUUGCCACAGUGAUGCAGGCUAAAGCUACGCCUAAUGAUGAAUGUUUUGCUACACCAAAAAGUAAAGCUAAAAAUAAAAAACAGAAAACCAAAUUGUAUGCAGUCACCGAGAAGAGUAUCCCGAAUGCUGAUAUUUAUGACUCUGACAGCAAUCAGUCUAUAGAGACAAAUAAAAACAGGAAUUCAUACAUAGUUACCGAGAAAAGUCUACCGAAUACGGAUGUUUACGAAUCCGAUUCAAAUCUAUCAGAAUGUGCUAAAGAGAUUCCCAAACAAUCGAAACAUAAUGAUGGUACUACUUCAGAUAGUAGCUUGUCACCAGAGGUAGACAAUGAAGAAAUUACUGAAACAACAAAAAAGAAUGAUGAUACCACUAUUACAAAUGCAUCAUUUGAAACAAUCUCUAUUGUGGAUCUAACUGACAAUGACACAGACAUCACUGUAGAUAAAAUUAAUGAUUCGGACAUUACUGAGAACAUUGUUAUGGGUAAUGUGUCUGGAUUUAAUACCACUGAAGAGUAUGAGAAUCUAAGCAUGUCUGACAAUAAUGUUUCCAAGUUUGGUUCAACAAAAAUUCCAUCAAUACUAAAUGAAGAUCUAGAUUUUUAUAAUUUGAAGGAUAAAGAUAAGGGAUGCAAAAGACGCAAAUACUCACUAACAACUCUUCGGGCGGAGAUGGAGAAAUUCUACAAUGAGAGCUGGGGUGGUGAAAAUUUUAAUCACAGGGAAAUACAGAAGAACAUGUCCCGUGAUAAAAAUUUAUGGGUAAUUGAUCCCAAGGAUAGGAUGCCAUCGCUGACCAAGAGGAAAGUGAUCUGCAAUUAUUGCAACCGGCCGGGGCACCGCGAUGACACUUGCCGUAUGAAGCCACCCGUUUGCUAUAUGUGCGGUCUUACUGGACAUCUAGAGCCGCGCUGUCCUAGCAAAAUCUGUGUCAAUUGCGGCUCGCCGAACCAGAUGUACUCAACGAUGUGCCGAAACUGCUGCAACUGGGGUCAGCUCACGUGCUCCGAGUGCGGACAGAACGGACACCCCGCCUCGCACUGCCCCGACCUUUGGCGCAGAUACCACAAUACGAUUGACAACAACACGCCUCUCGAAAGAUGCGGCCAGCCUAAGAAGCACUACCAACUGUACUGCAGCGGUUGUACGCGACGCGGGCAUCUGGUCCACACCUGCCGCGUCACGCUGCCGUUCGCCGGCUUCGCUGUCAACUCCCCUUACGUCUGCAUAUAUCGCCCGCUGUAUCCCCCAACACCGAAUACCCCUAAUACAAACCAGAAGAAGCAAAAUAAGAAUUCAUCUCAAGAUCUCCACACCAUACCACCAACAACUCCGCAUAGGCAAGAUCGCAACAAGCGUCAGUCUAAAUCCCCAACCACACACGAAACACAUAUGAAUAAAAAGAGAAUCACCAUGUCCCCCUGUGAGGAAAAUGAUCUUCGCAACACCAAAAGUCCUGUCAAUACACCACAAAGUAAGACCUCUACAAGCAAAGAUGACGAAACUAAGAAGGAUCAGAGCAAGACACCUAACGAGAGUGCUAAAACUCAGGGAACUGUAGAAAAAGCACUCAAUUUCAUUCCACUCUUCUCAGCCAAUCAUGACAAGAAAGGCAAUAUUAUUCAAGACAAUGAGGUAUCUGAUACUAGCGAAGUCGUCACUUCCGCCAGAAUUUACGUGACUAACGAGAUUAUAGACAAACUAAAAACUGAGGAAGGUAAAGAAUGGUUGAAAAAUAUGUCCGAGAGGUACAAUGUUGAUGUAGAAAAUACGGACAUAAUUUCAUUUUUGAGUAUUAAGGGAAAGACUGCCGAUCAGGACGCCUUCCAAUCACAACUGAGGGACUGGUUCAAACCUCCACCAAGUGCUGAAACUAUAAAACCAAGUACUGAAAAAGAAGUCCAAGAUGCUAAACUGGACCAGUAUGCGAGUGUAAUACCUAAGAACCGAAACAAUCUUUUACGUCAAUUGAGUAAAGCACUGGAAUCUUUAAAGGAAGAUUUAGGAGACCCUAGUGCAUUAUAUAAGGAGUUAAAAUAUUUACAAAACCGACAGCAAAAUCUGCUCAAGCAGAAAGUGGUUAACCCUAAACAGCUGACCAACAACAGGGUACAUAUAAACCAAAUGCUCAAGAGGCUCAACAUGGUACUGCUCGGGCAAGCCGGUCUUGCCGACGGUUCUGAACAUUUAACGGAACUAUAUUCUUUUCAAGAAAAACUGAUGAACUCUAGACAAAAAAACAUACCUACCGAACUCCGGAAGGAAAUUGGAGAGCAUUAUAAGUUUAUAUUUACCGCAUGCCCUAGAAAUGACUAUAUUGAUCUACUCAAAAAGUAUCACAUCUCGAAUCAGACUGCACUCUUGAAAAAGAAAAAAAAGAAAACUUUAAAACUUAAGCCUAAAGUGAACAGACUACAAAAAAAAGUGAACAGCAUUCCAACACAACCAUUACAAAACGGGGGCAAUGUGGAAAAGCAAGUAGGUAGGGAGGAGAAGCUUGGCCAAAAUAAUAACCCCCACAUGAUGCAGAAGAUGGCUUUUUAUCAUAAGAGACUAUUGAGUACGCGCCCAAUAGGUGCCGCCCUCAAAAAAACACGAAUCGAUUUGGUGAGGAAACUGCACUCUUUCAUCGCCUCAAUGUUCAGGAAAGAGAACAUGUCCUCAAAAGCAUUGAAGAAAAUGAGAAAAACGCAAGAGCAGGCGCAGCUGUUCUUGUCUAACGUGUAA
Arctia plantaginis is the source of this 3549-nucleotide messenger RNA. NCBI's taxonomy places the organism in Eukaryota, Metazoa, Arthropoda, Insecta, Lepidoptera, Erebidae. The record is from the annotation of a GenBank genome assembly.